AUGUCACGAACAGCGAAAGCAACAUUAGUAUCUGUGAUAAUUUUAUCAACGGGAACUAUAUUUGGAGUUCAUUAUCUUCAAAAAAAAGAAAAAGAGUUUAUGCACGCAGGAAUAAUAAGAGAUAAAGAACGUAAACACGAAAAAUUGAAGCAAAAUCAGUUAGAACAUGAACGACAAAUUAUGUUACGAAAAGAAUAUGAAAAAAUUCAACCUGUAUUACCACGUGAAAAUGAAAAAUCUUGA
Messenger RNA from Dentiscutata heterogama, 243 nucleotides. The record is from the annotation of a GenBank genome assembly. NCBI's taxonomy places the organism in Eukaryota, Fungi, Glomeromycota, Glomeromycetes, Diversisporales, Gigasporaceae.